CGAGCGGCCGGGCUGCAGUCGGAGCCUCGCAGGCUGCAAGCCCGGUGUGAGAGCGAAUCGGAAGGCGAGGGGCGGCGGGAGCGGAGCGGAGCUCCAUGCAGACACAGGAGCCGGCAGCGAGCGAAGCAAACCCUCCAGCGGGCGGCGGUCCCUGGCGAGCGGCGGUAACGAUCGCGCGGUCUCCAGCCCCAUGAAAGCAGCCGGCUCCCGCACCAUGGUUGUCCGGCCCCGGCUCCCUCCGUGGAUUAUCGUCUGCUCCGUCUGGCUGCUCCGCUGGGCUCGCACGGGGGAGGCGCAGGCGGCGAAGGAAGUAAUAUUACUGGACUCUAAAGCACAACAGACAGAGUUGGAAUGGAUUUCCUCUCCUCCUAAUGGGUGGGAAGAAAUUAGUGGACUGGAUGAAAACUAUACUCCAAUACGAACAUACCAGGUAUGCCAGGUCAUGGAACCUAAUCAAAACAACUGGCUUCGGACUAACUGGAUUGCAAAAGGCAAUGCGCAAAGGAUUUUUGUAGAACUAAAAUUCACUUUGAGGGAUUGUAACAGUCUUCCUGGAGUACUGGGGACAUGUAAAGAGACUUUUAACUUGUAUUAUUAUGAAACAGACUACGACACUGGCAGGAAUAUCCGAGAAAAUCUAUAUGUAAAAAUAGACACUAUUGCAGCAGAUGAAAGUUUCACCCAAGGUGACCUUGGGGAGAGAAAAAUGAAACUUAACACAGAAGUGAGAGAGAUUGGACCUUUGUCCAAAAAAGGAUUCUAUCUUGCAUUUCAGGAUGUAGGGGCCUGCAUUGCUUUGGUUUCUGUCAAAGUCUAUUACAAGAAAUGCUGGUCCAUUAUUGAGAAUUUAGCUAUUUUUCCUGAUACAGUGACUGGUUCAGAGUUUUCCUCUCUAGUUGAGGUUCGAGGAACUUGUGUCAGCAGCGCUGAAGAGGAAGCUGAGAAUUCUCCUAAGAUGCACUGUAGUGCAGAAGGAGAAUGGUUAGUGCCUAUUGGAAAGUGUAUCUGCAAGGCUGGGUACCAGCAAAAAGGAGACACAUGUGAACCUUGUGGCCGUGGGUUCUACAAAUCAUCUUCACAAGAUCUUCAGUGCUCCCGCUGUCCUACUCACAGUUUUUCUGACAGAGAAGGAUCUUCACGGUGUGAUUGUGAAGAUAGCUAUUAUAGGGCGCCUUCUGAUCCACCAUAUGUCGCAUGCACAAGACCUCCAUCUGCACCACAGAACCUCAUUUUCAACAUCAACCAAACUACUGUGAGUUUGGAGUGGAGUCCUCCUGCUGACAACGGGGGAAGAACUGAUGUGACCUACCGAAUUUUGUGCAAGAGGUGCAGCUGGGAGCAGGGUGAAUGUGUUCCCUGUGGGAGUAAUAUUGGAUAUUUGCCCCAGCAAACUGGAUUAGUAGAUAACUAUGUCACUGUCAUGGACCUGUUAGCUCAUGCUAACUACACUUUUGAAGUUGAAGCUGUAAAUGGAGUUUCUGACUUGAGCCGUUCCCAGAGGCUCUUUGCAGCUGUCAGUAUUACUACUGGUCAAGCAGCUCCCUCGCAAGUUAGCGGAGUAAUGAAAGAGAGAGUGCUACAAAGAAGUGUGGAGCUUUCCUGGCAGGAACCGGAACAUCCCAAUGGAGUCAUCACUGAAUAUGAAAUCAAGUAUUAUGAGAAAGAUCAAAGGGAGAGGACCUAUUCCACAGUAAAAACCAAGUCCACUUCAGCUUCCAUUAAUAAUUUGAAACCAGGAACAGUAUAUGUUUUCCAGAUUCGUGCUUUUACUGCUGCUGGUUAUGGAAUUUACAGUCCCAGGCUUGAUGUUGCCACACUAGAAGAAGCCACAGCCACAGCCGUUUCCAGUGAACAGAAUCCAGUCAUUAUCAUAGCAGUGGUUGCUGUGGCAGGCACCAUCAUUCUGGUCUUCAUGGUGUUUGGAUUCAUCAUUGGACGGAGGCACUGUGGUUAUAGCAAAGCAGAUCAAGAAGGGGAUGAAGAACUUUACUUUCAUUUUAAAUUUCCAGGCACCAAAACCUACAUUGACCCUGAAACCUACGAGGACCCAAAUAGAGCUGUCCAUCAAUUCGCCAAGGAGCUAGAUGCCUCUUGUAUUAAAAUUGAGCGUGUGAUUGGUGCAGGAGAGUUUGGUGAAGUGUGCAGUGGGCGUCUAAAACUUCCAGGCAAGAGAGAUGUUGCAGUAGCUAUAAAAACCUUGAAAGUUGGUUAUACAGAGAAACAGAGGAGAGAUUUCCUAUGUGAAGCAAGCAUCAUGGGGCAGUUUGACCACCCCAAUGUUGUUCACUUAGAAGGGGUUGUUACCAGAGGGAAACCAGUCAUGAUUGUAAUAGAAUACAUGGAGAAUGGGGCCCUAGAUGCAUUUCUCAGGAAACAUGAUGGGCAAUUUACAGUCAUUCAGCUAGUGGGAAUGCUGAGAGGAAUUGCUGCCGGAAUGAGAUAUUUGGCUGAUAUGGGAUAUGUACACAGGGACCUAGCAGCACGCAAUAUUCUUGUCAACAGCAACCUAGUUUGUAAAGUGUCAGACUUUGGCCUGUCCAGAGUUAUAGAAGAUGAUCCAGAAGCUGUCUACACCACUACAGGUGGGAAAAUUCCAGUAAGAUGGACAGCUCCAGAAGCCAUCCAAUAUCGCAAAUUUACAUCAGCCAGUGACGUAUGGAGCUAUGGAAUAGUGAUGUGGGAAGUAAUGUCUUACGGAGAGCGGCCUUACUGGGAUAUGUCAAAUCAAGAUGUUAUAAAAGCAAUUGAAGAAGGCUAUCGUUUGCCAGCACCCAUGGAUUGCCCAGCAGGCCUUCACCAGCUGAUGCUAGACUGUUGGCAGAAGGAACGUGGUGAAAGGCCAAAGUUUGAACAGAUAGUUGGUAUUUUGGACAAAAUGAUUCGAAACCCAAACAGUUUGAAAACCCCACUUGGGACCUGUAGCAGACCAAUCAGCCCUCUUCUGGACCAGAAUACCCCCGAUUUUACCACUUUCUGCUCCGUAGGGGAAUGGUUGCAAGCUAUUAAAAUGGAAAGAUAUAAGGAUAACUUCACAGCAGCAGGCUACAAUUCUCUGGAAUCGGUAGCCAGGAUGACUAUUGAGGAUGUAAUGAGUUUAGGGAUCACGCUGGUUGGUCAUCAGAAGAAAAUUAUGAGCAGCAUUCAGACUAUGAGAGCACAAAUGCUACAUUUACAUGGCACUGGCAUCCAAGUGUGAUAGACAUUUCUCCCUUAUGAGGGAGGUGAUGAACUGGGAGGACAGCACUGGCCUUCAGUAUAUACAUGAAGUGCUGCUAGAAGACACUUGAUUUCCUGGGUCCUUCCUGCAGUGACUAGAUGAUCUACAAGAAGCACCUACAGACUUGAACUCCUAAGUGCCACCAGAAUUUACUAGAAGAGAAUUAGGAUCCACCAGUGGUGGCAAGGAAAACAGCAGUGACAAUAAACAAAGUACUACCUGAAACACAUACAAACACCUUGAGCUCUCUAACCUCCUUUUUAUCUAAAAGACUUUUUAAAAUGUACAUAAAGAAUUUAAAAAAGAAUAUAUUUGUCAGAUAAAAUCAUGAUAUUAUUGUUAAAUUCAACAAAAUAUUUUCCUUAAAUCUGUGAUUUCUGAAUCUUUUUUUAAUCAUUUGUGUUCUUCAUAAAGACUUUCUUUUUAGUAUGAUGUUUAUAUCUUUGGACCUUUUUAGUGCUAAUUCUAUGACACAUUACUAUACUGGGUACCUCUGAAGGAUUAUUUGAGAUUUUAGAAAUUUAAGAAGCAUGACUAAGCAAAGUAUAUGUGUCUGAACAUUGGUAUCUUUUUGUGCCAUUUUAUUCUGUUAUAUCAAUUCUGUAUUGACAUGGUUUGUUAAUUGGCAGGAAGUCAGGAAAACGCGAGUUGCCAAGAGCUCUGAUAUUUUUUAAAGAGUUUGGUUGUUUUUUUUUUAAGGUUGAACAUAUACUAUCUUUUACAAGAAAAAGGAAAGCAAUAAUGACCCCUAAGUAGUCGGCACUUUUAACAAAUUGUUUGCAAGAUGGUUUUAAUGGACUAGAUUUCAGGUGAGAUUUUCAAGGGACUAGAACCGCAACUAUAAACCUACUGAGACGCUUCAGUGAAUGGAUGAUCGAUUGUAGGAGUGUCUCAGAAGAUGGGUGCAGUUCUCCAGUGUUACCUAAACAUAUAAUCUGAGCACAUUACGUUUUUUUCAAUAUUCUGCAUUAACUAAUCUGAGAGAAAUAGCUGGCAUAUAUUUUAUAUGAAUUUCAUUUGAAUGCAGCCAGCUGUGAGAAUAAGGGUUUAGAUUUUUAUAUUACAACUGUAGAGUAUGUGGCAAGGGGCAGUUCAGAAUUUUCAUAUUUUUUUAUAAGCUUUUGCUGCUCUGAACACACACACAUAUACACACACACACACAGAGCUCUGAGCACACCUGAGUGCAUGCAUACACAUUCAUUUGGGAACACAAGCAGAAAAGUAUUUGCUCAAUAAAAUACCUUUUUACACCAUUUUUAUUUAUAUAUGUACUUUAUUUGAUUAAUAUAUUAAACUACCAUAAGCAAUAACAAAGUGUGUCUCUAUCGAUAAUACAGGAAUGUGUACAAACCAGAGAGAAAUGCUUUAAAAAUUAUGAAAAUGAUGAACUACCCAACAGUGAAAUGCUGUACUUCCAAAGAGAAUUGGGCCACGUCUAUUGACAUUGAUAGAGAGAGAUCCCAGGGAUCAGUCAUAAAAUAAGUCUUGUUUGAUCAUGUGGGCAUCCACAGAACAAAAGAAAAGAAAAGAAAAAAUCCCACAAAAAAUCCUACGAACACCUGUAAAUGUUCCUUUGUAAAACUUGUAAAUUUUAUUUAUACUGUCUUGUUUUGUACACACAUUUUUGUGUAGUGAGCUCUGAAUACAUUGAAAAUGCACUAUAUUUUUCUAUUUUACUUGCAGAGCAUCACACAAGAACAUGUAUAUUCAGUGCUCCAUAAUGUGUUUUCCCACAUUUAGGACCAAAGAUAGCUACCGAAUACUUAAUGGAUCAUUCCCUCACCCACCCACCUUUUUCUCCCUUUUAGAUCACUGUACAGUGUUAUAUUUGUCAUUUUAUUUAUUUGUUUGAUUAGAAAACUCAGUUUGAUUAUACUAUUUUUUCUCCCCUCACCCAAUUGAAGAAAAUAUGUAAAAAGAUUUUAAUUAGCAUAAUCCAGUUACAUAGACACUUCCAUUUGUAAUCUUUGUAAUAGACUGUAAAUAUAUUUUUGGAACUAUAAUGUGAUGUGCAUAAGGGUUAUUUUUCAGUCUUCAUAUAUAUGAUUGUUUAAACAAUUCACAGUAAUUUAAAGGCAUUUGAGAAAUAUCACUUGUUGCUGGGCUUUGAAGAGGAAGAAAAAUAUGAAUAUUCUUAUUUCAUAUUAGAUAUUCAGUAGAAAUUAAGUUACUUUCAUAUGUAAAAAUCAAGACUUUUUUUUCUUUUUACUUUUAAAGUUAAUUUGCUAAAAUAUUUUAGAAUUAAAUGAUAAACUAUACUGAAUGCCCAGUUUUCAAACUAGUGCAUCUUGUCUCUUAAUCUGGAAUGUAAAUUAUCACUUGGUAUACUAACUAAGUAUUCAUCUUGGCCCUAAAGCCUCAGUAAGAUAUCUAGGCUAAAAUUUUCAAAGGAACUUAAUGUAUUUGGGUGCCCACAUCUCAAUAUAUUGCAACUGCAUUUGGGUGCCUGUCUUUCUUAAACUUCUUUGAAAGCCCCAGUCCUAAACUAUUGGCCAUAUUUUAAAGUGUUGUCUCUCCUUCAUUAUGCAGUACUUUAUACAGCAAAGCAGUUAGGCAUGGGCUUGAUUUAAAGAUUUGUCAGUAGUUGUAGGCACAUGCUUAGCAUUAAGUGCAUGCUUAAAUAUUCUAAAGAUUCUGCUGACUAGGAAGGAACCUAGAGAUAUGCUUACAUUUAAACAAGUGCCUUACCAUAUUGGGCCCUCAAUGACCAGCACCUAGAAGGUGCUAAACUACUUUCAAGUUACUUAUUUAUGUGCCCAAUUAUGAUUACUAGAGUCUUAAUUUCAGGUACCUGUUUUUUAGAUCUUAGCUAGGAUGUCUAAACAUUUGAUCGUGUGAUAUAUUGUACUAUUUCUGGUAUUGUUCAGUACCUAAAAAUUCCAGCCCAGCUAAUUUAAUAAUAAAAGUUGACAGACACUUUCCUCCUUCAGGAAUGCUUGGUAUCCUGCAGCAUGGAAGUC
Molecule: messenger RNA, 6177 nt
Organism: Alligator sinensis (Chinese alligator)
Lineage: Eukaryota; Metazoa; Chordata; Crocodylia; Alligatoridae
Gene: EPHA7
Product: EPH receptor A7
Exons: 17
Coding region: 191-3196 (1001 amino acids)
Biological process (GO): protein phosphorylation; axon guidance; cell surface receptor protein tyrosine kinase signaling pathway
Cellular component (GO): plasma membrane; neuron projection
Molecular function (GO): ATP binding; protein binding; transmembrane-ephrin receptor activity
Source: RefSeq, a predicted model, not a curated record